Molecule: messenger RNA, 1014 nt
Organism: Durio zibethinus
Lineage: Eukaryota; Viridiplantae; Streptophyta; Magnoliopsida; Malvales; Malvaceae
Source: RefSeq, a predicted model, not a curated record
AUGGAAGAGGUAUUCACCCAGUUGACUAUCUAUGCUAUUGAAGAUGAAACGGAGCUUGAACAAGAAGGGUGGGUCUAUCUUUAUCCGUCAAAUUAUGAGCUGAACAAUUGGAAUACCAUUGAAAUGUCUUUUAAUCUUGAGACCAAUCCAAUGCGAGAAUACGCAAAAGGAAAGACGGAUGGUGAAAAAGAAGGUGAUGAUGAGCACAAGGGUCGGGAGCAAUCAAAUGUUGAAGCUAAAGGAAAGACUGAUGGUGAGGAAAAGGAAAAUUCUGAGGACGUGACUAAAGAUAAAGAUAAUGCACAGGACUCGGUCACGACACGAUCGCCGCCAACAACAAUGGGGAACAAUGGCUUCCGGUUUGAAGAAUGCGAUUCAUCUAACAUUAUGUGUAUGGAUAAGAAUAAAAGGUUUGCUGCAGGUUUGCUAGUCCCAGGAAAUGAAUCUCCACAUCCAGCACUUUUGAUUCAGAACAAGGGAAAGGGACCUCUUAGCAUUAAAAUUUCUGCUCCUGCUUUUGUUCAGUUAGAGGAAACAGAUGUUGAACUCCAAAAGAAGCAAGACAAAAAGGUAAAGGUCUACAUAACAAAUUCUGGAACAGAGAACUUGAUUAUCUUAAGGGAUGGCAGUGGAAAGUGCAGUCUUGAUUUCAAGGAUUUGAUUGUGCAUAAUUCUGCCGAGCCCUAUGUAAGCUUCUUGUCAAAAACCCUUACAACUGUCUUUUUAUUCGUUGCCACUACACCGACACUAACCUCAGGUUGGAUGUGCAUGAGCUUUAGGCGGAUAGUGCUUACAAGAAGUGGCUUGAAAUACCAAAGGCUAACAUGCAGCUGCCUGUAUUUGGCGGGGCAAAAACAGAGCCAGAUGAUAACGAUGGAUUGGAUAAGAGCUGAGGUGAUAAUUGAUUGGUAUGAUAAGAAGGCACCUAUGACACCCUUAAUGCCUGUAACUCGGAGCCUCUCCUCCUUAGACCUUCCCUCGCGACCGUUGAGUAAGGAGGGAUGCAAGGACUAG